Penicillium atrosanguineum is the source of this 912-nucleotide messenger RNA. Its product is annotated as NAD-dependent epimerase/dehydratase family protein. Lineage: Eukaryota; Fungi; Ascomycota; Eurotiomycetes; Eurotiales; Aspergillaceae. Bases 1 to 912 code for a protein of 303 amino acids. The transcript has a single exon. The record is from RefSeq and is a predicted model, not a curated record.
AUGGGCAAACGCAUCAUCGUGACCGGCGGCUCCGGAAAAGCAGGUCAAUAUGUGAUCGAUUAUCUCCUUGACCAAGGCCACCAAGUCUUAAAUCUAGACUUGACCCCUCUCCCCGCGCCGUUCUCAGACCGCGUGCACACGAUACGAGUCGACUUAGCGGACAGUGGCCAAGUGUACAGCGCAUUUACAUCGCAUUUCAAAUUGACCGAACCAUUCCGUGAGCCACUAGACUUGCUUCCUGAUGCAUUAAUUCACCUAGCUGGGUACUCGCGAAACAUGAUUGUUCCCGACAACGAGACAUUUCGGGGAAAUGCCCUGUCCACCUACAAUGUCAUCGAAGCUGCCUGCAGACUAGGGAUCAAGAAGAUAGUCACUGCUAGUUCAGUGACUGUCUAUGGCGUCAGCUAUGCCGAAGGAGAUGUCGAUUAUCCCUCGUUCCCUGUCCACGAAGAAGUCGACACACACCCCAUGGACACAUACGCCAUUUCGAAAGUAUGCGGAGAACGCAUCGCUCGUGGCUUUGCCCGUCGUUUUGGAACCGAUAUCUACGUCCUCAGGAUCGGUCCCGUUGUUGCGCCACAUGAAUACAAAGGUACUGUAUUCGACUCUUACAUCAAAACACCUGAGAAAUGGGCUGCCCAUGGAUGGGGCUAUACCGAUGCUCGGGAUCUAGGGCAGAUGUGUGAUCUAGCGGUUCAAAAAGACGGAUUGAAGUUCCAGAUUUUCAAUGCUGUCAAUGAUGAGAUUACGAAUUAUACGCCUUCUGCGGCUGGGUUUUUGGCGAGAGUGUGUCCUGAUGUGCCUCAUACAAGGGAAAUGGAUGCGAGGGAGACGCCGUGCACGAACAAGAAGAUGAAGGAGGUGUUAGGAUUUCGUCAGAAUCACCCUUGGCAAACCUAUUACGAAACUUAA